AUGCAGCAGCUCUUCUCUGAAGAAAAUUACGACAAAAAUAAUCUUCCUUCCACAAAUCAUACUAACGUUGUCGUCGAAUUGACAGUCCAAUCCAUUACCGAAAUUAGUGAAUUCUCUAGUAGCUUCAAAGCUGAUAAUUCAAUAUGGACACCAAAUGUUUGCUUUGUGAAUAGUAAAAAUGUGCGGAUACAUGCAUCACCUUCUGAGAAUAUAUUACUUUUAGUUUUUCCAAAUGGCACCGUCUGGCUUAACUAUAGAGUUUCUCUAAUGGGUCCAUGUUUUUUGGAUUUGUCACUUUUCCCUAUGGAUGUGCAACAAUGCAAUUUGGUCUUCGAGAGUUAUUCUUACAAUAGUGCUGAGGUAUCAUCGCUGAUGGCUCUUACUUUUCAAUUCGGAAACGUUGUAAAGAAUUUGCCUAGAGUAUCUUAUGUCAAAGCUUUGGACAUUUGGAUGUUUGGCUGUAUGGGCUUCAUUUUCCUCUCACUAGUUGAGGUUCUUCGUAAUAGCAUUUUUUCAUUAACUUUCCUUAAGUUGGCCGUGGUCGGCUUUUUUGAUAAACUGGAAUCGAGAAGGAGAAGAACCCGUCGAACAAAAGAUUAUAUGUUAGUACAUUCGGAUAGUGAGCAGCAAUGGCUAUCUCGCAUACCAGGUCGUACAAUGCCGCAAGAAAUGUUUGGCGGUGAUUGCAGAAUAACCUCGUCAAUUGGAACGCGAUUAUCUAACGGCACCACAACAAGUCCAAGAAUGCAAUGUUCCAAACCAAAAAAAGUCACCACAAUAGAAGAUGAGGGCAGAAUAAUCAGUGGGGAAUUCAUUGACGAUGUCUCGGCGAAACUGUUCCCAGCCAUGUUCCUCGCUUUCAACCUUUUCUAUUGGUUCUACUACAUAGGUCUCUCAGUAUCAAGGCCAUGA
Molecule: messenger RNA, 912 nt
Organism: Meloidogyne enterolobii
Lineage: Eukaryota; Metazoa; Nematoda; Chromadorea; Rhabditida; Meloidogynidae
Source: the annotation of a GenBank genome assembly